This is a messenger RNA of Poecilia reticulata (guppy), 3007 nucleotides long. It is a transcript of the gene znf148, whose product is annotated as zinc finger protein 148. The record is from RefSeq and is a predicted model, not a curated record. Gene Ontology annotation, biological process: regulation of transcription by RNA polymerase II. Lineage: Eukaryota; Metazoa; Chordata; Actinopteri; Cyprinodontiformes; Poeciliidae. Gene Ontology annotation, molecular function: RNA polymerase II cis-regulatory region sequence-specific DNA binding; DNA-binding transcription factor activity, RNA polymerase II-specific.
GAGUUACUUACAUAAACAGAACACUUUCAAACAUGUUGGCAUACUUUGCUCUGGUACUUUUUUUUUGGUAAAAAAUAUUCUGUCUUUUGUUUAGUUAAUAUUUCAUACAUGGGUGAAAAUAAUGCUUAUUAUUUCAAUAGAAACUUGAAAUAACGAUCCAGUGAUCCCGUCUACAUAAUUAAAACAUCGCGGUAGAUCACGGCAUAAUGAGUGCACGAACCACUAUCCUCCACUAGAUGGCGACAAAUAGCCAUUGUCCAUGUCUUCAUCAAACGGGAUGGUGUGAAAGAUUAUUCCGUGCAGUCCUUUGGAGUUGUGCCCAACAGUGAUGACAGUUAAACGGCUUUAACGCACAGAGGAGUACUCGAUGUAAGAUGAACUCUGAGGACAAGUUGGAUGGGAUGCUGCUGAAGUGCAGCGGCGGAGGAAUAGAUGGAGGCGGGAGAGUGUGUCUGGGCGCGGGAGGAGGACUGGUGGUGAUGACCCUCGGGGAGCGAUCGCUGGCAAACCAACCUCUUUUGGCUGAGGAUGACGAUGACGACGACGAUGAUGAGGACUUGACUGGAAGUUCGCUGGUUACUCACGACCUGGUCCCUCCAGAACAGCUGAUGAUGCAGGAGGAGUUGACUAAGAACGGUGCAGAAGGACUAGAAGAGGAGGCAGGGGGCGAGGUUGGAGUGCAUUUCCCCCUGAAACUCACUAAUAAGUUGCCGUUUUCACUUCAGAUGCCACUGAGCAUCAAGCAGGAGCUGAAGCUCUCUGACCCUGCAGACCAUAUAAAGAAGGACAAAAAGGCAAUUAAGGACAUGACAGCGUACCCCAAGAAGAAAAAGAGGAAGCAGCGCUCCCCGGCAAAGAUCCUCGGCAUGAAUGACGAUGGAUCUGUGGCUGUACCCAACCCCAAGUGUCACGUUUGUGUUCACUGCAACGCUGCAUUCAGAACCAAUUACCAUUUGCAGAGACAUGUCUUCAUUCAUACGGGUGAGAAGCCAUUUCAGUGCAGCCAGUGCGACAUGCGUUUCAUUCAGAAGUAUCUACUGCAGAGACACGAGAAGAUCCACACUGGUGAGAAGCCUUUCCGUUGUGAUGAAUGUGGGAUGAGAUUUAUCCAGAAGUACCACAUGGAGAGACAUAAGAGAACUCACAGUGGAGAGAAACCCUACCAGUGUGACUACUGUCACCAGUACUUCUCCAGAACAGACCGGGUUUUAAAACACAGGCGAAUGUGUCAUGAAAACAGAGAGAGGAAAACAAACAAGACCGCUGGUAAAAUCGGACCUUUGCAUGAUACAGAUUCUUCAGGGUCUCCCUUCCUUUCCAAAGAGUGCUCUCUACCCAAGAAAAAGCGCCAAAAAUGUGCAGAAAAGAGCUCAGGCUCUUGCAUCACAGUCCUGACAGAAGGGCACACUUUUGCUGUCGAAGAAACGGAAGCGAAGGAAGGCCCGAGUCGGGAUAAAAUCGAAACUCCAUGUAUAUUUGCUGUAUCAUCCAAGGUCAAACAUGAGUAUGUGAUUCCUGACUACUCCGUGGAACUUCCUGAGGAAACRGCGAGCCAACAYGAAGAUGACGACGUAUCAUCAGAGGACACAACCCCUCCAAAAAUAGUCCUGAAGAAAGUCCCCAAGAGGAGCCUUAAACAGCCCAGCGAGCAAACCCCUCCCUGCUUGUCUUCCUCGCUGUCCUCCUAUGAGGAAGCCGAUAAGGUAGCGCAGUACACCUUUGAAAUUGUGGACAAGCAGGGCCUUUUAGACGUCGAGAGCAACGCUGACCUGGAAACAGUCGAAACUCUUCAAGGAGGAACGACUAAACCGGCGGCAAGUAGCACAAACUACGACGACGCCAUGCAGUUUCUCAAAAAGAAGCGUUACCUUCACGCCGCAAUGGCCAACAACAGCCGGGACUACGGGCUCAACACGAGCRCCAUGUCCUCUCAGCCGUCUGUUACGCAAACCGUGGUGUCGACCGUCAUCGAUGAAACUGUCCCCGCCACCAUCCUGGAGCCCCAGCCCAUCAACGCAGAGAUAAAGGCAGCUCAUGAGAAAAACGUUUUCCCUGAUGAGGUUCUUCAAACGCUGCUGGAGCACUACUCUACCAAAGCUAAUGGGCAAUCAGACAUUUCCUUCAGUGUCGCUGAUACAGAAGUGACUUCGAGCAUAUCUAUAAACUCCUCCGAUGUUUCGGACAGUAGCCCCGUGGAGAGCAUCGGAUCCUCUGGYGCCCAGGCUCAGCCACCUACAGAGAAGGUCACCCUCCUGCAGGAAUACUCCAAAUUUCUCCAACAGGCUCUGGAGAGGACCAGUCAGAAUGACAGCUACUUAACGAGUCAGAGCCUCAGCUUGGUCUCUGAAAACCCCACAUUAGCCGGACAACCUUUGUUCUCUAACGAGAAACAGUUCUCCUCACCCAGCAGGUUCAAAUCAGGGAUGAGCUCUCCGUUGAGGUCCACUUUGGAAAAGCCUCACUUUGCAUUAUUGGUCGGAGACUCCCAGCACUCGUUUUCAUUUUCAGGUGACGAGACGACUCCGCCCUCGGCGGUGUCUCCAGCUGAUGAGGACUUCCUGGAUCAGGUCUCGCCCUCGAAGAAGUCUGACUCUACGCAGGGGAUACUGCAGACGUUCCAGAUCAACUCCUUUGAUCAGAACUUCAAGUCUCAUUUCCAGGCGACGAGAGCCGCAUCGUCCUCGCAGUUCACGGUCACCAACGGACAAGUAAGCGUCAGAGGACACGGCGCGGACUUCUCCGAGUUCCCUUUAGUUCGAGUCACUGAGACCAGGGUUCAAUUGAACUCAUCCCCUGAUGUUUCAACCAGCGAAUCUUUUGGCUGAAGGAAAAAACAGGGAAAGAAUUUAUUUGUUAAUUUUAGCAGCACUUUAUUUCAUCUGUCUUGUUUUGCCAAAACUAUUCACAACACAAUCAUGUUUUCUUAAAGCGGUUUGAAAAAUAGUCAUGUUUUGUUUGUACUCAAACCUCUCAUAAGAUACUAAUAAUAAUAACUCAUGAAAUCAUA